Chanos chanos (milkfish) is the source of this 827-nucleotide messenger RNA. RefSeq names its product R3H domain containing-like (gene r3hdml). Bases 75 to 827 code for a protein of 250 amino acids. Lineage: Eukaryota; Metazoa; Chordata; Actinopteri; Gonorynchiformes; Chanidae. The transcript has 5 exons. The record is from RefSeq and is a predicted model, not a curated record.
UCCUAAACACUGCGGUCUUGUGCCUCAGUAUCUGUAUUAUAGCUCAUUUACCGCUGAGACGCUGUGUUCAAACGAUGCCGGCCGCCUGCACUCACCUUUUCUUCGCUGCCAUCUUGUGGACGGUGCCGUGUACGAGAGCAGCGGUGAUGUUAACCAACACCUCUGACCUGAUUCAUCUCAGUAACGAUGGAGAUUAUGAGGCAGAGCAAGGCGUCAAGACUCUCAGCAAUGCUAGCGUGCCUCGCAGCCGCCGAAAGCGCCACAUUUCUUCACGAGACAUGACUGCCAUAUUGGACUAUCACAAUCGCGUGCGCUCUCAAGUGUUUCCACCCGCAGCAAAUAUGGAAUACAUGGUAUGGGAUGAGAGACUGGCUAAAUCUGCAGAGUCCUGGGCCUCACAGUGUAUAUGGGAUCAUGGGCCACCACAUGUCAUGAGAUACAUGGGUCAGAACCUGUCCAUAAACUCUGGAAGCUAUAGGUCAAUCAUUGAGCUGGUGAGAUCCUGGCACGAUGAGAGACACUCCUUCUCUUAUCCUAACAGAUGCACUGGCUCUGUCUGCUCUCACUACACACAGAUGGUGUGGGCUAGCUCGAAAAGAAUUGGAUGUGCUGUCAACAGGUGCUCAAACAUGUACGUGUUUGGGAGCAUGUGGAAGCAGGCCACCUUACUGGUCUGCAACUACUCCAUCAAGGGUAACUGGGUCGGAGAGGCUCCAUACAAGACAGGGAAACCAUGCUCAGCCUGCCCCUCUAGCUAUGGAGGGUCUUGCACCAAAAAUCAAUGUUCCAACAGAUCCAAAUCCAAAAAGAGGCGCAAGUGGUUUUAG